UAAUCUGGCCAGUAGUACUGAGUACUAAUGUCACGCUACACGACACAUUACUCGUUAACAUAUUGGCCAGCAAUCUGAAUUAACUCCUAUUUCCCCCAUUUAUCAAAAAUGAUUAACCAAUUCCCACGCAUACCCUUUAUUAUUUGUGACGUAAUAAGUACAUAGAUAAUUUAAAAAUUGUAGUGAUAAGAUGGUAACAUCAAAAAGAAGAGAUCAUCUAACCUAUCUGAUGUUUAUUUAUUUAUUACUUGUAAAAUACUCUAUUUUAAACCGGGAUAGUUAUUUAUUUGAUAGUGUAUGAUACUGUUUUAAAAUUAGAAUGUCUACAGAUGCUUGGGAAGAAAUUCAGGCUAUUAAAAGUAAAAGAAAUAGCCUACGUGAAAGAUUAGAAAAACGUAAAAAAGCACGUCAAGAAUUACUGGGCUCGAGUUUGGGGUCUCCUUCUACGGUGGGAAUAGUUGAUACUUCUUCCACAAUUUUUACCUCCCCUACAAAAGUAGUUAUAGAAUCAGAACAGAAACUUGAUGAAAAAGAAGAUUUACUUAAGUUCAGUCCUGAAUUGGAAAGAGAGUUGCUAAGACAAUUAAGUGAAGUAACUCUUCAAUUGCCAAUUUUUUCUUCAGAAUUACUCACACCAUUUAAACUUAUUUGUAGUGACAGAGAUAAUACUCAUCGUAAAAUAUGUAAUUUAUUAGAAAAAUUUGCUAUACAAAAACUAAUUACAUUAAAACCAACAUCAAAAGAUGGUGUAGAUGUAUUAGAAGUGACUCACAUAGAUGUUUCAAAAGUGAAUGCUAUUAUUAUUGAUGGCUCUGAAGUUAAAUGUGAUAUAACUAAAGAGGAUUUGAAAAGAAAGAGAGAUGAUUCGCCAGAGAAAAAUUCAGAACUCGAAGAAGAUAAGCGUAAAAAAGAAAAGAAGGAACCGAAGGCAGAUAUUUUGUCGUUGUUAUCUAUGCCUUCAACAAAAGAAAAAGAAAGUAAAAAAUUGGGUGAAGAAAUUUUAGAUUUACUAAGUAAACCAACAGCAAAAGAACGAUCUUUAACUGAACGUUUCAAAUCUCAAGGAGGUAAACAACUUAUGGAGUUUUGUCCGCAUGGUACAAGAGUAGAUUGUGAAAGAAAUGGAACCGUGGAAUGCAAGAAAUUACAUUUCAAAAAAAUUCUACAAAAACAUACAGACGAAUCAUUGGGGGAUUGUUCUUUCCUUAACACUUGUUUUCACAUGGAUACUUGUAAAUAUGUACAUUAUGAAGUUGAUCGAGCCGGAAAAUCAGAUGAUUCACCAAAUAUUUUGAGUGGACCAGUAGUUAGAGUAGAAAGUACGACUCUCUAUCCACCUCAAUGGGUUCAGUGUGAUUUGAGAUAUUUGGAUAUGACAGUAUUAGGUAAAUUUGCAGUGAUAAUGGCAGAUCCACCAUGGGAUAUUCAUAUGGAACUUCCAUAUGGUACAAUGUCAGAUGAUGAAAUGAGACAAUUGGGUAUACCACAAUUGCAAGAUGAAGGACUCAUAUUUCUUUGGGUCACAGGAAGGGCGAUGGAAUUAGGAAGGGAAUGUCUUCAACUAUGGGGUUAUGAAAGGGUAGACGAAAUAAUAUGGGUUAAAACCAAUCAGUUGCAACGUAUCAUAAGGACAGGGCGAACCGGUCAUUGGUUAAAUCAUGGUAAAGAACAUUGUUUAGUUGGAAUGAAAGGAAAUCCUCCAAAUUUAAAUAGAGGCUUAGAUUCAGAUGUUAUUGUAGCUGAAGUUAGAGCAACCAGUCACAAACCCGAUGAAAUUUAUGGAAUGAUUGAAAGACUCUCGCCUGGUACUAAGAAAAUCGAAUUAUUUGGUAGACCUCAUAAUAUUCAACCUAAUUGGAUAACGUUAGGGAACCAAGUAGAUGGUAUUCGAUUGGUGGAUCCUGUUUUGAUAGAAAAUUUUCGAAAAAGAUAUCCAACAGGAAAUUGCAUGGCUCCACCUCCUGAAAAUACACACGUUUAAUGGCUCAAAAUAUCGAUUUCUUUUUAUAAUUUGCUUUCUUAACAUGUCUAUAAUACUGUAAUAAAGUGAUUUUAAAAGUU
Molecule: messenger RNA, 2061 nt
Organism: Diorhabda carinulata
Lineage: Eukaryota; Metazoa; Arthropoda; Insecta; Coleoptera; Chrysomelidae
Gene: Mettl3
Product: N6-adenosine-methyltransferase catalytic subunit
Exons: 8
Coding region: 320-1981 (553 amino acids)
Cellular component (GO): nucleus; RNA N6-methyladenosine methyltransferase complex
Molecular function (GO): mRNA m(6)A methyltransferase activity; mRNA (2'-O-methyladenosine-N6-)-methyltransferase activity
Source: RefSeq, a predicted model, not a curated record